This is a messenger RNA of Symbiodinium pilosum, 1458 nucleotides long. NCBI's taxonomy places the organism in Eukaryota, Dinophyceae, Suessiales, Symbiodiniaceae. The record is from the annotation of a GenBank genome assembly.
AUGGAAGGGGAGCUCACGUCGCGCGUCCUGCUUGAGCGCGGACGCCCUGACACUCCGCCUCCAACGGCAGUGCGAAGUCAGGAGACUCGUGUUGACUUGGAGGCAAGGGCACAUGGCGAGUCUUGUAGAGACUUCAGACCGGCCACCGCUUCCAAAAUCAGCGUGCAGCUUGUGGAGCAAACUAAGAUGGAUGAUCCCGACAAGUUCAAGAUCUGGGAAGUUGGAGGGCGAGCGAACACUCCCAACUCUUUCUGGCGUGAACAGAGGCAGUACGAAUCUGCAGCGCAAGGCUUCUCUUUUACUGCCUCGCGUGGGAUGCCAUGGCCAAAUCUGUCACACACGAGAGUGCGAGCCAUGCAAGAGAAGGGACACAUGCGUGCUCUGCUGCUUGGGUCAACACCUGGGACAGCGACCGAUCUGCGGAAUCUUGAUGGUUACUGGAUCUCCACAGAUGGGGAGCUACGAGGUCAGGUGGAGGGAGACGUAUUCUAUUGGGACUGCGACGGCUCCCGCUCUCGGUUGCGCUUUGGCGGCGAACGCCAGGAGAUUGUCUCCCUUGCAGUGGAUGGCUGCCGCCACUUUGCAGCGCUCAGUGAGGAUGGGCGCCGCCUGCUGUGGGCAGAUGGAGACAUUUGGGUUCGCCAUGACGAGGAAGCGCAAGCCUUGGCCAAAGCUGUGAAGGACCAAUGUGGUGACUGUGAGUUCGACGACGCUUCCCAGCCCGUCGGCAAGAUGCUUGGUCGUUUGCAAGUUAAUGCUCCAGGCAAGAGCGCCAAAAUAUGUUCUCCUCCGGAGGGCCUUGUGGCUUCGUCUACACAUGGCUGCGGAGUCCGAGUGCGAGCACAUUACCGUCUUGACCUGAACAGGGUUCAGUUCUCCGAGCUCAUCGACCCUCUGGCGGACUUCACCACAUGGCUUCUUGGGGACCGCGGAUGGGGCCUCCCGGAAAACGUGGUAGAGCUUGUCGUGUCGCACCUGCAAAUCCGCAGUGUGCAGGCAGACGAGGUUCGAGUGACUGGCUGCUCAUCGGGCAGGGAAGACUUCGACAUCUCUGUGGCUCUGAAUGAUCGAGAGGAUGAAUGGUGGAUUUCAGAAUCGGGCAGCUGCCCAGGAGGAGUCGGUGCAGAAUACCUUGACUUCUCCUUUGAUGCUGUCAGACGUGUUAGCUUUGUAGCGGUGAAGAUUCCACCGCUACCCCAUGGACCGCUUUCAGUGCGUGACUUCCAUCUCCUGGCUGGUGGUAGCAGCGAGUCUCCUGAAAGCUGGAUGCCCGCUUCACCAGUUCCCCUGCAGACGUUGGAUCGAGCUGACCUGCAGGAGUUCGCAAUCGUUCCGCCUGUGGAAACGCAGACGCUACGGUUAGUUUGCACACGUAAUGCCGAUGCUGCUUCCGGAAACAGACGCCGAUUUCUUGGCUCGGCAAGCUGCAUCGGGCUCUUCCAGGUUUCCUUCGCUUAG